GUUCACACUACGUAGACCGCCACCGCAUAAACACCGGCAAAACCGUAAUUUUUAUUGCAAGGCUUGUCAUCUUCAGACGGUUCACAAACUUAUUUCAACUCUCCAAUAAAUACAUCUAGGACGCCAGAUGGCUUAUCAAUAUGGGGAAGAAAGGUAAGGAUACGGCUACAGCGGCACCUUCAGGAGCUGCUGUGGCCGCUAACGCACCACCACCACCACCAACAUCAUCAUCAUCAUCAAAGAAGUCAUCCAAAACAGGUAAAAAUACCACCGCUUCACAGCAAAAUGACGAUUUUAUAGUGUUCACAAACUCUACGAAUGAUUCAAAAUCUAGUAGAAAAGGUGGGGGAGGUGGAGGGUCUUCGAACGCGGGAGGAAAGAAAUCUGGGGCCGGCGAGUCGACGACAGCAGAGUCUACGGGGCCUCCAAAGCCGACGGUAAAGCAGAUUAUCGGAGGAGCGAGUUGGACCGGUAAACUACCCGUAAACCUGCUCUCGGAGCAUUGUCAAAGGCAGAAGUGGGACAAGCCUGAUUACCAACUUAUCAAAAGUUCGGAGGGCAUCUCGUAUUUCGUCCAGCUUAGUGCCAGAAAUCCCAAGACUCAGGAGGUGCAGAAGCUACCUGCUUUUAAGCUACCACCAGACUAUAAGAACCUGGUGAUGAGAGAGACCCCAUUAGAAGCUAAACAUGCAGCCGCUACCUAUGCUUUAUUCAGGGUCUGUAGUAUGAAAAAUAUACAUACUACCCUACCCCCGGAUUAUAAAACACUAUGGAAGAAAUUCGAGGAACUAAAGAAGGAAGAUGUAAAAAAGGGGAACGCGUGGAUGUACGAGGCAGACCCGUUUGCUACUUUGAAGCAGCGAGAAGACGAGAAAGCUGCGGCGGAAAAGAAACGAAAGGAGCAAGAAGCUAUUAGAGAAAAGGCGAAGAAUAUGCCUGGUGCGGCUGGUUUAGUCCUUCGAAGCAAUGCCGCAUCUUCUGGAGGAGGAGGGGGUAAUCCUAUGAAAGGAUGGACGACAGUUCCCAAAAUCGAAAUGGGCCGGAAGACGCGGUCCCAAUUAGAAGAUUUGCUUCGACGCGAAGUAAUCUGGAACCCACAUGGUGUCAAUAUGCCAACUUCCCAGAAAGAUGCUAUUAUUAAAGAACUCACCGGCUCUGGCUUUCGGAAAAGUCACGUAGAAGAGGCUGUCGAAGAAUGCAAGGAUCGCGAAGAGACUCUGGAAUGGCUACUUAUACACGUACCUGAGGAUGACCUUCCCAGGUGGGCCUUGCCAGAGAGCUACAGCGCAGGUGUUUCAGUGGCUGCGACGCAGGAUUUAAGGCGCGAAGCAGCAGUGAAGCGGCUUUCUCAAUCGGGAUACUCUGCUGAGCUAUGCCGGAAACUGUAUGAUGAGAGGAACGGAAACGAAGGGCUUACUGCCGAGGCAUUACAGCAUUUUCUACUCUCCAGCGGCAACGACUCGGCACUGACAAAUGGAACUGCCGAAGAGCCAUUCAUAUCAGGUACUCCGGAGGAAUGCUGGGACGAAGAGAUGGAAAGUCUCUCAUCCGUCUUCAGUGAACAUUUCAAACGAUUAUCUGAUGACGUCUGUCAAAUACGCAUUGACUCGGUUCGAAAUGGAUCCAAGAAAGACGUUGAGACCUACGUACAAUUCCGCAAAACACCGCGGUAUCCGUCCGAGGUUGUCGUGGCCGUGGUGGCGGAUUUGCCCUCUUACAUUAAACUCAGCAUAGUCAAGAAGACUCUCGCUUAUCUCAUCGAGUCUCUCAGCGAAGAACCGAUGAAGAUUUACUUUGCGGUUGAUUGGAUUCAGCAGAAUAUUAACAGUAUUAUUGAGAAUCCAGGGAAGCUAAGAGAUAUAUCCGGUGUUGCAUCUACCGCAGCAGAGACCCGUCACGUUAUACCAGUGAAGCAGAGGUCUUCACGACAUCCUAAACCCUUAUCGUGGACUGUGGAUAUGCGUAGCAAGGAAGAAUGGCAGAGGAGGCAGAAUAAUCCUGUUCUAAGAGAAAUGCUUGCUCAGCGACAAAAGUUGCCCGCUUGGCAAGCAAGAGAUCUGGUUGUCCACACAGUUUCACAGAAGCAAGUUACUAUUAUUGCUGGUGAGACAGGCUCUGGUAAAUCUACACAAUCAGUGCAGUUCAUUCUAGACGAUCUGUAUAGCAAGGGACUUGGGAAUGUCGCGAAUAUUAUAUGCACACAACCACGCAGGAUCUCUGCUCUCGGCCUAGCGGACAGAGUUAGCGACGAACGUUGCUCAAAGCUCGGCCAGGAGGUGGGCUACAUUAUCCGUGGAGAAAAUAAGACCGGCUCUCAGACGAAAAUCACAUUCGUUACCACUGGUGUGCUUCUGAGACGCCUGCAGACUUCUGGUGGCCGGACCGAGGACGUCGCUGCGUCGCUUGCUGAUGUUAGCCACGUUGUCAUUGACGAAGUUCACGAACGAAGUCUGGAUACAGAUUUCCUCUUGAGCAUCGUUCGGGACGUCUUGAAACGGAGAAAAGAUCUCAAACUCAUCCUCAUGAGUGCUACACUCGACGCGGCAACUUUUGAAAGCUACUUUACCUCUGAAGGACUCGAGGUUGGCUUAGUGGAGAUUGCUGGCAGAACAUAUCCCGUUGAGGAUUAUUACCUCGACGAUAUAAUUCGCAUGACUGAUUUCGCCGUAGACAAUAACAGGUAUCGUGAUCGAGACGAGGGAAUGUUUGACUCUACAGAGCAAGGUCGUGGCGACAAAGCACCGCAAGAUCCUAUUAACAAGACCAUCCAGAAACUAGGUUUCCGAAUCAACUAUUCCUUGCUAGUUGAGACGGCAAAAGCUAUCGACGCAGAUUUAUAUCAUAGCAACAAGAAGGGCGGCAUUCUUAUAUUCUUACCGGGUGUUGCGGAGAUCAACCGGACGGUUAGCCAACUCAAAAGUGUCUCGUCUUUUCAUGUUCUGCCACUUCACGCCUCUCUCGAUACACGCGAGCAGCGAAGAGUAUUUACAACCCCCCCUCCUGGAAAGCGCAAAGUUGUAGUGGCCACGAACGUAGCAGAGACGUCGAUUACAAUUGAUGACAUCGUAGCUGUUAUCGAUACGGGAAAGGUGAAGGAGACAAGCUUCGAUCCUCAGAAUAACAUGCGCAAGCUCGAGGAGACGUGGGCUUCCCGCGCCGCUUGUAAGCAACGUCGGGGACGUGCUGGUCGAGUGCAAGCUGGUAAAUGCUAUAAGCUCUACACGAAGGAUAUGGAACAGCGCAUGGCCGAUCGUCCAGAGCCAGAGAUUCGACGGGUGCCUCUCGAGCAGCUCUGUUUGUCAGUGCGAGCCAUGGGUACCAGAGACGUCGGUGCAUUCCUGGGAAGGACACCAACACCGCCAGCUGUUUCUGCUGUUGAGAACGCCGUAAAGAUGCUGCAACGGAUGGGCGCACUUGAUGGCGAGGAACUGACUGCUCUCGGACAACAACUGGCUAUGAUCCCCGCUGAUUUGCGUUGCGGGAAGCUUAUGAUAUACGGUGCCAUCUUUGGCUGUCUUGACGAGAGCGUCUCAAUUGCUUCCAUCCUAAGCACCAAGAGCCCGUUCAUAUCUCCCCAAGAGAAACGUGAUGAGGCUAAAGCUGCCCGCAUGAAAUUUUCUAGGGGCGAUGGCGACCUUCUUACAGAUUUGAGAGCAUAUCAGGAGUGGAACGCCAUGAUGGAGGGGGGUACGCCGCAGCGACAACUACGACAGUUCUGCGACGAGAAUUUCCUCUCAUACCAAACCCUCAGCGACAUUUCAGCAACCCGCACACAAUACUAUUCAGCACUUUCAGAACUAGGUAUACGCGAAAAUCGCCUUGCGGGCAACCAACCAUCGACGGCACUUGUGCGUGCACUUACGGCAUCGGCGUUUACGCCGCAGAUAGCGCGUAUACAGUUCCCGGACAAGAAGUUCGCAACGUCGAUGUCAGGUGCGGUAGAACUCGACCCGGAAGCCCGAACAAUCAAGUACUUUACGCAAGAGAACGGCCGCGUGUUCAUCCAUCCUGCGAGCACCUUACAUGAUAACCAAGGAUUUUCAGGCAAUGCCGCGUUUCUGUCCUACUUCAACAAGAUGUCCACAAGCAAAAUCUUCAUCCGGGAUUUAACACCGUUUAACUCCUUCACAUUGCUCCUGUUCUCUGGCGCUAUCGAGUUGGAUACUCUGGGCAGAGGCUUGGUGGUCGAUGGCUGGUUAAGACUACGCGGCUGGGCUAGAAUCGGAGUCUUGGUUUCUAGACUGAGGGGCAUGGUAGACAACAUCAUCGCGUUGAAGGUCAAUGAUCCAAAUGCAGAUGUGCGCAACAACGAGGUGAUUAGAAUGGUGGCUAAGCUCAUAGAAUUGGAUGGCUUAGAUGCUUAAAUGGGUUUCACUGUCGUUCAUUUGAGGUCUCAAAAGUAUUGGCUGUUAUGUCUUUGGGAAUGUGCAAAUGAAUAUUCGUUACGAUAGGUGGAUAGAUUAUUUUAGAAAAUAUGGAAACAACUGUGGAUAUUUGUAAUGAAUCUAUUUGUCUUGUACAGUAUGAUAUUUCUCGCUUGUUCUAGAUGUGUUUGUUACCC
Molecule: messenger RNA, 4561 nt
Organism: Daldinia caldariorum
Lineage: Eukaryota; Fungi; Ascomycota; Sordariomycetes; Xylariales; Hypoxylaceae
Product: P-loop containing nucleoside triphosphate hydrolase protein
Exons: 4
Coding region: 141-4364 (1407 amino acids)
Cellular component (GO): intracellular anatomical structure
Molecular function (GO): protein binding; ATP binding; RNA binding
Source: RefSeq, a predicted model, not a curated record